Molecule: messenger RNA, 3502 nt
Organism: Eruca vesicaria subsp. sativa (arugula)
Lineage: Eukaryota; Viridiplantae; Streptophyta; Magnoliopsida; Brassicales; Brassicaceae
Source: the annotation of a GenBank genome assembly
CCUCUCUCUCUCUCAUCGCCCUCGUCGGUCAUCUUCUUCGUCUCUUCGAAUUACCGGAAAAUUCGAAUCUGUUACUGAAUUCUCCGGAUGGAUCCGUCUAACCUCGCAGUAAUCAUUGCUGCGGCUGCUUGCAGUCCCAAUCCGGAAGAGCGUAAAGCAGCUGAGCAGAGCCUCGAUCAGAUAAAGCACAGUCCGCAGCAUUUGAUAAGAGUUUUGCAAAUUGUUGUUGAUGGUGGAUGUGACCCUGCUGUACGCCAAGCUGCGAGCAUCCAUUUCAAGAACUUCAUCGCUAAGCAUUGGGAUCCUCAUUCUGGUGAUCAGAGCAAGAUCUUGCCAAGUGAUAAGAAUGUUGUCAGGGACCAGAUUCUUGUAUAUGUCUCUCAGCUUCCACCUAUUUUGAGAGUCCAAAUGGGAGAGUGCUUGAAGACAAUAAUUUACGCUGACUAUCCUGAGCAGUGGCCCCAUCUCCUCGACUGGGUGAAGCAUAACUUGCAAGAUCAACAAGUUUAUGGUGCCUUGUUUGUGUUGCGCAUUAUGUCUUCUAAAUACGAGUUCAAGUCAGAUGAAGACAGAACACCCAUUUACAGAGUAGUCGAAGAGACGUUUCCACAUCUUUUGCAUAUAUUCGACAAGCUCGUUCAAAUUGAAAAUCCUUCUCUUGAAGUUGCAGACCAUAUCAAGCUUAUAUGCAAGAUAUUCUGGUCAUGCAUUUAUCUAGAGCUUCCGAGACCAUUGUUUGAACCAAACUUUUUUAAUGCUUGGAUGGGUCUGUUCCUAAACAUUUUGGAACGUCCUGUUCCCUUAGAAGGCCAGCCUGAAGACCCUGAGCUUAGAAAAUCAUGGGGAUGGUGGAAGAACAAGAAAUGGGUUGCUCACAUUUUAAACAGGCUGUACACUCGGUUUGGAGAUCUGAAACUUCAAAAUCCAGAAAACAAAGCCUUCGCCCAAAUGUUUCAGACGAACUACGCUGCCAAGAUACUGGAGUGCCACUUGAAAUUGUUGAAUGUCAUUCGUAUCGGUGGAUACCUUCCUGACAGAGUCAUCAACCUAAUUCUACAGUAUCUAAGCAACAGUAUCCCGAAGAAUAGCAUGUACGCCUUACUGCAACCCCACCUUGAUGUUCUACUAUUUGAGAUCAUUUUCCCUCUAAUGUGCUUUAAUGAUGAUGAUCAAAUGCUUUGGGAUGAAGACCCGCAUGAGUAUGUGCGGAAGGGUUAUGAUAUAAUUGAGGAUCUGUACAGUCCCAGGACAGCAUCUAUGGACUUUGUGACUGAGCUGGUCAGAAAGCGUGGAAAAGACAACUUCCCAAAAUUUAUACAGUUCAUCGUGGGCAUUUUUAAGAGGUAUGGUGAAGCACCUCUAGAACAAAAACCAUAUCGCCAAAAGGAUGGUGCUCUGCUUGCUGUUGGGACACUCUGUGAUAAACUGAGGCAAAAUGAACCCUACAAGUCUGAGCUGGAGAAUAUGUUAGUGCAACAUGUUUUUCCUGAAUUCAGCAGCCCAGCUGGUCAUCUUAGAGCAAAGGCUGCGUGGGUUGCGGGGCAGUACGCCAACAUUAAUUUUUCAGACCAGACCAACUUUUCCAAGGCACUGCAUUGUGUUAUCUCUGGAAUGCGUGAUCCAGAACUUCCUGUUCGGGUGGACUCAGUUUUUGCUUUGCGUUCAUUCAUUGACGCCUGCAAAAAUUUAGAUGAGAUCCGUCCAGUUUUGCCUCAACUUCUUGACGAAUUUUUCAAGCUAAUGAAUGAAGUUGAAAAUGAAGAUCUUGCAUUUACUUUAGAGACUAUCGUGUAUAAGUUUGGAGAGGAGAUUUCUCCUUAUGCUUUGGGUUUGUGCCAGAACUUGGCCAGUGCAUUUUGGAAGUGUGUCGACACUGACAACGGUGAUGAUGAAGCUGAUGAUACUGGUGCGUUGGCUGCAGUGGGAUGUCUCCGUGCCAUCAGUACAAUUCUUGAAUCUAUCAGUAGUCUCCCUCAUCUCUAUGGUCAGAUUGAACCAUACUUGCUGCCAAUAAUGCGUAAAAUGCUGACAACUGAUGGUCAAGAUGUGUUUGAAGAGGUUCUUGAGAUCGUCUCAUACAUUACUACUUUUUCACCCACAAUAUCGUUGGACAUGUGGAGUUUAUGGCCUUUAAUAAUGGAAGCACUCGUAGAUUGGGCUGUUGACUUCUUUCCAAAUAUAUUGGUCCCUCUGCACAACUACAUAUCCAGGGGUACUGAGCAUUAUCUUACUUGCAAGCAACCAGAUUACCAGCAAAGUCUUUGGAGUGUGAUUUCUUCGCUUAUGGCGAACAAAAAUAUUGAUGAUAGUGACCUUAAGCCAGCUCCGAAGCUAUUAGGGAUCGUGCUUCAGACUUGUAAGGGCCAUGUGGACCAAUGUGUGGAGCCUUACUUGAGAAUCACAUUAGAUCGGCUACGAGGUGCUGAGAAAUCCUCCUUUAAAUGUCUUCUGAUUGAAGUGGUUGCAAAUGCCUUUUACUACAAUGCCCCUUUGACACUUGGCAUAUUGCAACGCUUUGGUUUCGCAACUGAUAUUUUGACGAUAUGGCUUCACAUGCUGCAAGAAAAGAAGAAGAGUGGUGCACAUGCUAACUUCAAGGGAGAACACGAUAAGAAAGUUUGCAUCUUGGGUUUGACAUCAAUUCUCAGUCUUCCGGCUGGUCAAUUGCCCGGAGAAGUCUUGCCACCUGUAUUCAGGGCUCUUCUUGAGCUUUUAGUGGCAUACAAGGAUCAACUUGCUGAAGCUGCAAAGGCAGAAGAGGAAGAAGAGGACGAAGAUGGUGAUGACGACAACAUGGAUGACUUUGAGACAGAUGAUGAGGAUGAUGAGGAGAAUCCUGAUGAAACUGAUGAGAGUAAACUCCGCAAGUUAGCAGCACAGGCAAAGGACUUCCGCUCUUACAGCGAUGAUGAUGAGUUUUCGGACGAUGAUUAUAGUGAUGAUGAGGAAUUAGACUCUCCCAUUGAUGAAGUGGAUCCUUUCAUACUCUUCAUGGAUGCAGUCACAGCAAUGCAAGCAACAGACUCGCUCAGGUUCCAAAGCCUUAGGCAGACACUAGACCCACACUACGAAGGGCUGGCAAACAAUAUAGCUCAGCACACGGAACAGAGAAGAGCUGAGAUUCUUAAGGAGCAACUUGAGAAGCAGCAAUCUUCUACAACAGUUGCUUCCUGAUUUCAGAUGGCUGCAUUAUUUUUUUGCUUGUAAGCCUUUUAAUCCAAAAAGGAAGUAGACAGGCUUAUCUUAGGUGAGUCUUUGGUCGACUCAUCAUGUCUCAGAGAUAUCAGUCUCUGCCAUCUCCAGUUUUGCAUUUUUUUUUUUUUUUUGGUUUUUAUCAUCCAAUAAGACCAAAACAAAAGAACAUUCUUUUUUCCUUUUCAGACAACAGAUUAACCCCCUUUGGAGGGGUGUUUUAUGUUCUCCGAUUGGGAUUGGAGGGCAUAUAUUUAUAAAACUAUGGGAUUUUAUGUUAGUUUAAUUAUAAUCAUUUAUGUUUGUGGCA